CGCAGGAGCCGCCGCCAGCGGAGGGCCGGGCGCAGCGGCCUCGGCCGAGGCGGGCGCAGGGGCCGAGCGGACGGGGGGGGCGCGGGCCCCCCGGGCGGCCGCGGGCCACUCCCCCCCGGGCCGGCGCGGCGGGGGAGGCGGAGGAUGGAAACACCCUUCUACGGUGAUGAGGCGCUGAGCGGCCUGGGCGGCGGCAGUGGCAGCGGCGGCAGCGGCGGCAGUUUCGCGUCCCCGGGUCGCCUGUUCCCCGGGGCGCCCCCGACGGCGGCGGCCGGCAGCAUGAUGAAGAAGGACGCGCUGACGCUGAGCCUGAGCGAGCAGGUGGCCGCGGCGCUAAAGCCUGGGGCCGCUCCGCCCCCAGCCCCCCUGCGCACCGACGGCGCCCCAGGCGCUGCGGCCCCCGACAGCCUGCUGGCCUCGCCGGACCUCGGACUGCUCAAGCUCGCGUCCCCGGAGCUCGAGCGCCUCAUCAUCCAGUCCAACGGCCUGGUCACCACCACGCCGACUAGCACGCAGUUCCUCUACCCCAAGGUGGCGGCCAGCGAGGAGCAGGAGUUCGCCGAGGGCUUCGUCAAGGCCCUGGAGGAUCUACACAAGCAGAACCAGCUGGGUGCGGGCGCGGCCACGGCGGCCGCGGCCGCCGGGGGACCUUCGGGCACGGCGGCGGGCGCCGCGCCCCCCGGCGAGCUGGCCCCGGCGGCGGCCACGCCCGAGGCGCCCGUCUACGCGAACUUGAGCAGCUACGCGGGCGGCAGCGGGGCCGCCGGGGGCGCCGCGACGGUCGGCUUCGCCGCCGAGCCGGUGCCCUUCCCGCCGCCGCCGCCGCCCCCGGGCGCACUGGGGCCGCCGCGCCUGGCCGCGCUCAAGGAUGAGCCGCAGACGGUGCCCGACGUGCCGAGCUUCGGCGAGAGCCCGCCGCUGUCGCCCAUCGACAUGGACACGCAGGAGCGCAUCAAGGCGGAGCGCAAGCGGCUGCGCAACCGCAUCGCCGCGUCCAAGUGCCGCAAGCGCAAGCUGGAGCGCAUCUCGCGCCUCGAGGAGAAGGUGAAGACGCUCAAGAGCCAGAACACGGAGCUGGCGUCCACGGCGAGCUUGCUGCGUGAGCAGGUGGCGCAGCUUAAGCAGAAGGUCCUCAGCCACGUCAACAGCGGCUGCCAGCUGCUGCCCCAGCACCAGGUGCCCGCGUACUGAGGCCGCGGCGGGGCGCAUGCGCGGCCCCCCUGCCCCGAAGGCGGGCGCGGGUGGCGGGGGGAGUCGUGGGCGCCCCGGACUCAGGAGAGGGCGCGGCCCCGGGGACUCACCCGCCCCGGGGCACCUGGACUCUGAGAGGGCUCCUUGGACUCGACAAGCUGGACCCCCUGCCUUCGGGGGGCGAGCGCAUGAUUCCCUGCGCGCGCUGCCACCCGCGCGCCCCGGCCGCCCCUUUGUACUAGCUGCCGCCGCGCAGAGGGCUCGGCGGGGCGCAGCCUCUAGCCUGGCGUUUCCUUUUCUUUUCCCUUUCGUUUUUGUUUUUGGAAGAGAGAAGAGCAGAGUGUCCGAUGCAGCCCUAUUUAUGUUUCUACUCGGGAACAAACGUUGGUUGUGUGUGCGCGCGUGUGUUUUCUUGUGUUGGUUUUUUUUUAAGGAAAUAAGAAAAAACCCUCUGCGCCUCCCCCUUCCCUCGCCCUUCGCGCCCCCUCUUCCGUCCCCGACGCCCCAGCCUCCCGCUCUUCUGUUAUGUUUUAUGGGGCUUUGCUACGAUCCACAUUCCUGUUUGUACGCCUCGGUUCGCCCGGUUUUCUGUUUUCAGUAAAGUCUCCUUACGCCA
This is a messenger RNA of Sorex araneus (European shrew), 1807 nucleotides long. It is a transcript of the gene JUND, whose product is annotated as JunD proto-oncogene, AP-1 transcription factor subunit. The record is from RefSeq and is a predicted model, not a curated record. Bases 145 to 1191 code for a protein of 348 amino acids. Lineage: Eukaryota; Metazoa; Chordata; Mammalia; Eulipotyphla; Soricidae. Gene Ontology annotation, molecular function: transcription factor binding; DNA-binding transcription factor activity, RNA polymerase II-specific; RNA polymerase II cis-regulatory region sequence-specific DNA binding. Gene Ontology annotation, cellular component: transcription regulator complex. The transcript has a single exon. Gene Ontology annotation, biological process: regulation of transcription by RNA polymerase II; regulation of cell cycle; regulation of cell population proliferation.